AACGAAUCCAAUGAGCACGUGGAAGGAACGAAGUACGAGCGGAAGGACGUCUGUACUGUGAGCAUCGCAGUACCCGGGUCCAUUCUCGAUAACGCACAGUCUUCGGAGCUGCGAACGUACCUGGCGGGACAGAUCGCACGCGCGGCGUGUAUCUACAAAGUGGACGAGAUCAUAGUAUUCGAUGACAAGGGUGACGUUACGGAGAGUGAGAAAAAAAAGAUUAGGAAGGAUGAUGCACUGGGCGAAGGUAGGCCUGGAUGCCUACAGUUGGCCAGGAUACUGCAGUAUUUGGAAUGCCCGCAGUACCUGAGAAAGUAUUUCUUUCCGAUUCAUAAGGACUUGCAGUACGCGGGUGUGCUGAAUCCCUUGGACGCGCCGCAUCAUCUGAGACAAUCA
This is a messenger RNA of Formica exsecta, 396 nucleotides long. RefSeq names its product putative methyltransferase C9orf114 homolog. The annotation marks the transcript as partial. Lineage: Eukaryota; Metazoa; Arthropoda; Insecta; Hymenoptera; Formicidae. The record is from RefSeq and is a predicted model, not a curated record. The transcript has a single exon.